AGUCGUACGCAUGUUACCUUUUCACUUUCGGCUGCUGGUGGGGUCAAUAGAUAGCCGAAACAUGAGAUAUUUCGGUAUUUUACACCUAUCUCUUGUUAUUUACAUUUUUAACCUUUUAGUUUCUGGGGCGUUUUCAAGAUUGAACCUCAAGUAUGCGAUUUUAAAGCAAUCCCAAAGCCAUAAUCGUCAAAACGAGACUUUGGAAAAUCUCCAGAGAACCAAGUAUGAUGUUCAGAAGACUAUGCGAGUUAUAUUUUACAAAAACAACACGAAAACUUUGGAAGCAUCUGCCUUUGUGGACAAUUAUAACAUCAAAGCUUCAGGUUGUUCCACCUCGGACAAGUUUGCCAUUGUUCUUCAUGGAUGGAUUCAAAGCUGUGCUGACGAAUGGUCCAUCUCGCUAAUUGACCGCCUAAGUUUCUAUCGUGGAGGCUGUAUAAUUUGCAUAGACUACAGUGUAGUGGCCAGUUCUUCUUAUAUGCGAUUAUAUACAAACUUUGAUACCCUCACUAAAGCCAUCACUUCCAUUAUACUGACUUUAAUAAACCAAGGAUUCGACCCCAAAAGAGGAUACAUGUUUGGAUUCAGUUUUGGUGGACAACUGGCAUCGGCUGUGGGACGUUCUCUGUGGCCUCUCCAUGUCAUCCAAAACAUAGACACUUGUGACAUGGCUGGACCUGGCUUCGAUCCAAUUGCAGUGGACCACUCAAAGGCCGGAAAACAUGUCCAAUGCUUCCAUUCUAGCGCGGAUAAAGGCACCUUUAUCUACUCCUGCCAUCGAAACAUCAUGUUAGGCAGCUGUGGACUGAAGCAGCCUUCGGUGGUCAGUCAACUGCAUCUGGGCAGCCAUGGACUCUGCGUUGACAUCUACAUCAACACCUUCGACUACCCGUUCUAUGCCCUCAACUCGACGCCCCCUGAAUGUCUGUCCUUUCAAAAGGCCGCCAAGAUUCCCAAUGGAUACACAGUCGGCUACGAGGAGAACUUCGACAGCCAAGUCACUGGACAAAUUUUUGUUCCGACCAGUCUACAUUAUCCCUAUAAUUUAUCAAAAAAGGAACUUAGUGUUUUGGUAAAAAAUAAAGGAUAAAAACUUAAGAAAAAUAAAAUAAAAAUAUCAAUUAUGUAGUAUCUG
Drosophila ananassae is the source of this 1135-nucleotide messenger RNA. RefSeq lists its product as uncharacterized. Gene Ontology annotation, molecular function: lipase activity. Bases 11 to 1090 code for a protein of 359 amino acids. The transcript is spliced from 7 exons. The record is from RefSeq and is a predicted model, not a curated record. NCBI's taxonomy places the organism in Eukaryota, Metazoa, Arthropoda, Insecta, Diptera, Drosophilidae.